This is a messenger RNA of Centrocercus urophasianus (Greater sage-grouse), 3082 nucleotides long. RefSeq names its product testis expressed 11 (gene TEX11). The record is from RefSeq and is a predicted model, not a curated record. Gene Ontology annotation, biological process: male meiosis chromosome segregation; synaptonemal complex assembly; meiotic cell cycle. The transcript has 30 exons. Gene Ontology annotation, molecular function: protein binding. Lineage: Eukaryota; Metazoa; Chordata; Aves; Galliformes; Phasianidae. The coding region runs from base 1 to 2856 and encodes 951 amino acids. Gene Ontology annotation, cellular component: central element.
AUGGUGGGCGGGCGGCUGGGCGCGGCGGGAGAGCUGCUCCGCGAGCUGCUGGUUGAGGAGGCCCCGCCCCGCAUCGCGGCCCUCAUUGAGGAGCUGUUCCGGGCGGCGGGGGCCCUCGGCGAGGCGGACGGCGGCGCGGCGGAGGUUGAAGAGGGUGCAAUAAGCCUGUGGAACUGGGCUGUAACCAAACACACGGGUUCUGUCAUCAGCGAUGAGCAAAGGGCUAAAUUGAGAUUUGUUGCUUGCAGGCUGGUGCACCUUUGUGAAGGCAGUGAUCCUCCGGAGGGAACCAUUCGGAGGCAGAUUUUGAUGUCGAUGAAAACUGGAAAAGGGUGGAUAGAUAUUGGCAAAGCUGAUCUUGCUGAUGAAUUCUUAGAGAUUGCCAUGAAUAGCAUAGAAAAGCUGUCUGCGAAAUUCCGCAAGGAGGGCGAUGGUGAAGCAGAUAUUCAUGUGUGCAGAGCUGAUGUGGAGAAGGACCUCUUCAAAGUGCUCUCUUAUCAGGCUGAAUCAGCAGUUGCUCAGGGGGAUUUUCAGAAAGCAACGCAAUGCGUGCAGCGCUGCAGGGACAUGUUGGUGAGGCUGCCGAGAGAGACCCGUUACCUGGCAAUCCUCUGUUACAACUUCGGAGUGGAAACCUAUGACUGUAGGAAGUAUGAGCAGAGCUCCGUUUGGCUCAGCCAGAGUUACGACAUUGGGAAGAUGGACGUGAAGAAUUCUGUUGGGAAAGAGAUGCAGGCAAAAGCGCUGCGCUUGUUAGCAACUGCCUAUUUUGAGUGGGAUUGCAGCCUGCAUCUUGACAAGGCACUGAAGGCUAUCGACUUGGCAAACAAGGAGAAUUUGCAUCCAGCAGGGUUUUUUCUGAAAGUUAAAAUUCUUCUUAAAAGUGGAGCAUCAGAUGAAGACAUCAGCUCAGGUAGCACAGUUCUGUGCAGGUGCCAUGGGAAGGUGAUGCUUUUCCAUGUCCAACUGACAAGGAAUUUUCACAUGCUAAAUGUCACAGUUCUGAUUUGGCAUUUUGGCCAUAACAGCCAGUCUGUUGCAGAAUUCCAGCACCAUGAGAUGUCUUUAGACUUUUGUUUGAAUACUGCCAAGCUGCUGCUGGAGCAUGGAAGGGAAUCAGUUGGCUUUGAUUUCCUGAAAUCUGUUGCUGAACGAUUUGAAGCUUCACCUGACUUUGGAAAAGUCACCCUGCUCUACAUCGAGUUCUUGUUGCAGAAUAAGAGGGAGCUGCUUGCUAAGCAAAAGGUUGAAGAAAUUAUUAUAGGUCACUACACUGGGAAACAGCUGUUGCCUGAAACCUUGAACCGACUGCACAUCAUCCUGUGGGACACAGCUGCCAAACAUUAUGAGGCAAAAAGCUAUUCUGAAGCUCUUAACUGGUACAACUAUUCUGUCAGCUUCUAUACACCUGGGCAGAUAGAUCAGAAUCUGGCUAAGUUGCAGAGAAAUAUGGCUUCUUGCUAUCUUCAUCUGAAACAAAUUGACAAGGCUAAAGAGGCAGUUAAAGAAGCAGAAAGGUGUGAUCCAAACAGCAUCUUUACUCAAUUCAGCAUCUAUAAGAUUGCAGUGAUGGAGAAUGACACUGAUAAAGCUGUGGAAGCAAUUAUUGAAAUGGGGAAGCUAGCUGAAAAGCCAUCUCAACAUGAAGACAAGCUGGUAGUGGAUGAAAGUAUGAGCAGUAACCUCCUGAGUUUGGCUGCCCAAAUUGCUUUAGAGCAUGAUCAACAAGUUGUGGCUAUCAGAGCUCUGCAGCACCUGUCUGAACGCUCACAAGACUGCCGACAAGUAUUUGCAGCUUUAAAAUGUUUGGUUCGUCUUACAUUGUCAAAAGUAGAAAAAGAAGAGAAAAGAGAUGAAGACAUCAAGUCGAUGCUGACUUAUUUGACCUUGGCUCACCAGAGACUUGCUGAGCCUUUCACAGAGGAGAAUUUGACAAGAGAUGUAAGGACUUCAGAAGCCCACUGGUUUAGAAAAGUUGCCUGGAACUUAGCUGUGCAGCUCAAGGACUGCCCUGAAAAGAUGAGGGAUUUUUUUGUCCUGUCUUUCAAGUUAUCCCAGUUCUGUCCCUCUGACAAGGCUGUUCUAAUUGCUCAGAAGACAUGCUUGUUAAUGGCAGCUGCAAUUGAUCUGGAGCUGGGGAGACAAGAAGUAACACUUUCUGAGCAGGUGGAGUUUUGGAAUCAGGCUCUCCAACAUCUCCAGGCGUGCAGAGAGAUAUGGAAAGUUCUGAAAUUAACAGGAGAUUUUUCUAAAGACCCAACAGACACUUUGUUGCUGCUCUAUGAAUUUGAAGCAAGAUCCAAGCUAAAUGAUCCAGCACUCAAUAACUUCAUGGAGUCACUGUGGGAGCAACCACACAUAGAGAUCAAGACACUAGAAAUCAUUGCAUCAUUAGCAAUGGAACCUCCAGCUCGGUAUCCUGUGCUGUGUAAGAAAGCUCUGAAGAGUGCCCUGAGCCUUUACAGAAAGCAAACUAGCACUGAUGCUGUGAAAUUCAGCAACUGCUUGCAUAGUUUGAUUAAUCUUUCUUUGCCAACCGGAGUGACAGACUUGGAUGCCUGUGUGCUGCAGGAGGUGUGGGGCUACUUUGAAGAUGCUCUGAAUGUAGUCAGCAGCUCAGAUAGUUAUCCGGAGAUGGAGAUCCUUUGGUUGAUGACAAGAGCCUGGAACACAGGGAUAUUUCAGUAUACUGUUGGUAAAUAUCAGGAAGCAGAGCAGUGGUGUGGAUUAGGAAUGCGUUUCCUCAAUCAUUUAGGAUCGCUGAAGAAAAGCUACGAGGGACAUAUGGUCGGCCUUUAUAGUGAGGUUCUGGACAAAUUGGACAGAGUAAAAGAGUGUCUUCCAAAUGAAGAAUAAUGAUAAGCACAACUGCAGGAAAGGAGGACAGCAGUUGGAAGCAUCCAGCUGGAGGAAGGAGGCUGUUAGCUCUGCGAGGGCACAGGAGCAGUGGGAAGGAAACCAGAAUCUCCCUCUUGUUGGCUAUUCAGUUAUGUGUUGAUUGAAUUCGUCUUAUUGUUUCCCUCUAGGAGAAUUUCAUUCUGUGGAGCUGUGUAGCAGAAAUAAAUACGUAAGUUUCUCUUGA